AUGGAGAUGGAGGCGGCGGCUCCUCUUUCCAAGAAGAGAAAAUCGGAGUUGCCCGGAAGCAACCAACCGGAGGAAAUCUUAAGCCAUGAGCCGACGGCGGCGGCCAUGGAGGCGCCCGAAUCCGACAUCCGAGAACCACCGCUUGGAGCUGGAGGAGCAGAAGACGGCGUCGACCACAUCAGCGGACUGCCCGACGCCGUCCUCGGCGACUUCAUCUCCCUUCUCCCCACCACGGAGGGCGCCCGCACCCAAACCCUCGCCUCCCGGUGGCGCCACCUCUGGCGCUCCGCUCCUCUCAAUCUCGACUACUACGACCUCCCCGCCGAAGGUGACAACGUUCUAAUACGCCUCAUUUCCCAGAUCCUCUCCGCCCACGCUGGCUCCGGCCGCCGCUUGUGCGUCUCCGCGCACCACCUGUACCACCACGCUGCCACCGUGGAUGCCUGGCUCCGGUCUGCUGGCCUCAGCAACCUCCAGGAGCUCGAGUUCUGCUGCGCGGGCGAUCCACUGGUACUGCCGGCGGUGACGGCGCCCACCUUCCGUUUCUCGUCCAGCCUCCGUCUGGCCACAUUCAGCCAAUGCCGCUUCCCCGACAGCAUCGUCCAGACGCUUCAUUUCCCCCAGCUCAAGCAGCUCGCACUUGAAGAGGUCAGCAUCUCGGAAGGUUCUCUGCAGAGCGUCAUCGCUGGUUGCCCCGUCCUGGAAUCCAUGCUUCUUAACCACUGCAUUGGCUUCGGCUGCAUUCGGAUCUGCUCCCCAAACCUUAGAACCAUUGGCGUACGUGCUGGAAAUGCUGGAUACCGAGAUAAAUUGGUGAAAAUCUCUAUUGAGGAUGCCCCUUGUCUUGAAAGGUUGCUCCAACUCAACAAAACUACGGGCUUGGACAUAUCGAUAAUAUCAGCGCCCAACCUGGAGACCAUGGGCUGCCAUCGUUACGAUGACUCUUACGGCUUCAGCUUUAAGGGAUUUCCUACUCUGUUCCCAAUGGUGGUAGACACUGUCAAGACUUUAUCUAUCUCUGUUCUUCCUCUCUGUGUGGAUAUGGUUCUUGAUCUCAUGUGUUGCUUUCCCUGCUUGGAGAAGUUGUAUAUCGAGAUAUGUUUGUCGUCGGGGAAAAAGAGUUUUUGGCGUCGUAAACACCAGAGUCACAUCAGAUGCCUUGACAUCCGUCUCAAGAAAGUAGUGUUGGCAAAUUAUCGAGGCAUCAUGUCAGAAGUUAACUUUGCCAUGCUCUUUGUCCUGAAUGCUAAAAUGCUAGAGUUAUUACGAUUUGAGGUUCAAGGCCGGUGCUGUGAAAAGUUCAUUGAAAGGCAGCAUAGGUUGCUUAAGCUUGGGAACAGGGCUUCCAGAGGUGCUCAGUUUGUUUUCACAAAGGAUAGAUGUCGCCGCAAACUUGAGGACAUCAAGCAUGUGCGGGAUUUGUCUGUAGCUGAUCCCUUUGAAUGCUGA
Messenger RNA from Triticum turgidum subsp. durum (durum wheat), 1449 nucleotides. The record is from the annotation of a GenBank genome assembly. Lineage: Eukaryota; Viridiplantae; Streptophyta; Magnoliopsida; Poales; Poaceae.